This is a messenger RNA of Sycon ciliatum, 3999 nucleotides long. RefSeq names its product serine/threonine-protein kinase 10-like. The coding region runs from base 179 to 2866 and encodes 895 amino acids. The record is from RefSeq and is a predicted model, not a curated record. The transcript has 23 exons. Gene Ontology annotation, molecular function: protein serine/threonine kinase activity; ATP binding. Gene Ontology annotation, biological process: protein phosphorylation. NCBI's taxonomy places the organism in Eukaryota, Metazoa, Porifera, Calcarea, Leucosolenida, Sycettidae.
AUUUGACCUGGGUAGGGUGCUCAGCUGGUCGCUAGCGGUGGAACUGUGUGUUGGUUGCGGUAUCAGAGCUGGCUGAGCAGAAGGCCCGUGCAGUUUGGGGUUCUUUCAGUAGGUCGCCAAUCUCAAGCAAUAAUUAUUCGAACCUCUUCUGAGAACGAACUUUGUCGGACCUGCCACCAUGGCAGGGUUCUUCAAGAGUAUUUUUGGCAAAUCUGCCAGAGAGAAACGGGAAUAUCCCAAUAUAAAAAUGAAUCAAGAUCCUGACCUCUUUUGGGAAAUCGUCGGCGAACUUGGCGAUGGAGCUUUUGGCAAAGUGUACAAAGCUAAGCAUCGCGAGAGAGGCUCGCUUGCUGCUGCAAAGAUUGUGGAGCUGGGUGAUGGUGAUGAACUCGACGACUUUGUAGUUGAAAUUGACAUCCUAGCAGCAUGUGGGCACCAUCCACAUAUUCUCUCGCUGGAAGAGGCGUAUCUGUUCAAAGGAAAACUAUGGAUGCUGUUGGAGUUUUGUCCUGGUGGUGCAAUGGACGACAUCAUGCUAGAGCUUGACCGUGGCCUAACAGAGAAGCAGAUCAAGGUAGCCGCUCGGCACCUUUUUGAGGCACUAAUAGAGCUGCGCUCCAAGCGUAUCAUUCACCGUGACUUGAAGGCAGGCAACCUUCUGCUCUGUGCUGACGGUAGCAUCAAGCUAGGUGACUUUGGUGUAUCUGCAAUUAACAAGAAGACGAAGCAACGCCGUGACUCAUUCAUUGGAACACCUUUCUGGAUGGCACCGGAAGUAGUAGUGUGUGAAACGAACAAGGACCUACCAUACGAUUACAGGGCUGACAUCUGGUCUGCCGGAAUCACUCUUAUCGAAUUGGCCGACAUGCAACCGCCUUACCAUGAGAUGCAUCCUAUGAGAGUCUUGUUCAAGAUCCCCAAAGCCGAGCCUCCGAGGCUGGUUGCCCCAUCACGCUGGUCACCAGAAUUUAAUGACUUCCUCGCAAAGUGCUUGGUGAAAGAUCCGAAUAACCGACCCACUGCAGAGGACAUGAUGGCCCACCCAUUCCUCCAGGGUGUCACCGACUGGACUGCUACUCGCCGCCUGUAUGCAGAGAUGAGGGCUGCAGUUGUGGAAACUGUGGAGGAGCUUGGCGAGUCUGAGGAUGCUGUCAACGCUAACAAUGAACAUGACCUAGAGCCAGAGCCAGAAGAUGUGGCGGGCACCAGUGCGCCGUCUUCUUCAUCCGGAAAGUCAUCACUAGCGGCCACUCUGGGUGCUGAGCUAGACGACCAAUUGGCCGUUGCAUCUGUUACUAGCUCAGCCACUGCUGCAUCCACUGCAGCACCCAAACACACUCGCUCAUUCGGCGUCGGCAAUGUUGUCAAGCGUGCACCGGAUAACAUCGAUGCACCACCUACAAUUAAAACUCCUAAAGAGGACGGUGGCAAGGAAAAUGCUGAUCCAGCGUAUAAGACACUACGUCGCACUCGUACUUUCUUGGUCGAUGGCAAGGAAUACACUAGCACUACAGAGGCCGUGAUUGAUGUAAACAAAGGCAAAGGAACAGAUCAACAAGCUCAGAAGAUGGCACAGCAGCAAAGGAAAAUUGAGUAUCGUGAAAUGAAGAUUCUUCAGCGUGAGGAACAAAAGGAGGCCCAGAAUCUUUUCUCAAUGAUCCAGAAAGACAAAGAUGACCAGGAACAUCGCUUUGAACAACAGAGACAGGACCUAGAGAAGCGCUUCGACACGCAGCUGGAUGCCACUGCACGCAGCCAGCGCAAGGAGGUUGAGAAGUUUGAGAAGCGCCAGCGUGAUGAGUACGCCAACAACUUGAAGAAGAUGAAAGUAGCACAGGGUGAUGCACUGAAGAAGUUCAGAAAGACACAGAAGCAGGACGAAAAGCGCCUGGAGAAGGAUGUUGCAGUAGAGCUGGACAAGUUGAAGAAGUCCGAAAGGAAAGUUGAACUCAAGAAAUGGAAAGACGAACAUACCCGCACACUGGAGAAGCGCGACAAUGAUUUCUGCGAACAGCAAAAUCAGGAGCAUGAUCACCAGUGUCAGAUCUGGAAGGAUAACAAUCGCCAGGCCAUGCGCGAUUUGGAGGCUCAGUUCUUAACACACCGGCAGGACUUGAUCCGACGCCGAGAGACAGAGUUCUGGGACAUGGAGCAACGACACAUGCAUGAGCACUACCAACUCUCUAAGCAUCAACUGAAGGAGGCCUUCCUACUACAAAGACAUCAAAUGGUCGAACGGCAUAAGAAGGAGUUGGAGCAGCACGCCCGGAGGGAUGAGCUCACCAGGGAGAUUAUCACGAGGCGGCAUGCAGUUGAGAAUAAACAGCUGCCACAGGAGCUGAAGAAGCAGAAGAAUCAGUCGCUGGCAGCUCUGAGAAAAACCUGCAGAAAACAGUCUGCCAGUCGCCAUGAGGAGAAGGAAAUGAUCAAGAAGUUUGAGGAGCAGGAAUCCAAGAGACAUCGUGCUGAGCUGGCAACACUCCAGCAGAAGCACGAAGAGGAGUUGAAUGAGUUCAGUACCCGAAACGCAGCUGCCAUGAAUGAGCUGAAAUUACUGCAGGAGGAGAAGUGUGCUCUGCUUGUGGAGAGAGAGCAAACCAAGCUGCAAGAACACGAAGAGCAUCAUCAGCUGCAGGUGCGCGAGUACAAGGAGAAGCUGCACGUUCGCAAGACGGAAAUGGAGGCUGAGUUUUCCCAACAGACCAAGGAGCUCCUUAACUUCUACAAUACUCCGCAAGCAGAAGAGAAUGGAGAGGCGUCCGCACCACCGUCCGCCUCUUCGGCUGCUGAACUUACAGGCAAUGGCAGUGCGGGCUUUGACGGCGAUUCCGGUGUUGUGGCUGGCUCGGCAGCCAGCUAUGAAUAGCUGUGUGCUCCGUGCCAUGGGUGGUGUAGCGUUGAGUUGCUAACAUGCAUCUUACUGCUUGCCACUGCUGCCUGCUGCGACCUGUAGGCUGCACACAGCGUAAAGAUAAUCUCUAAAUGGCACCAGAUUCAUAACUUCUGGGUUUCCUUUGCCUACCGUGGACCUUUUGACUCUGCUGGCUGCUUUCUCUACUGUGGUCAGCUGCGACAACGAGCUGUUCGCCUUAGCAAGUCACAAACCUGUGCAACUACACAUUGUGUGUCUAUUGUUGACUUCAACUUUGCCUAGCUGCACCAAUAUCACGAAUACCACAAAUACCGAUACCACCGCUGCCAAUCCUGACAAUAAGUGUAACAGCCACGGUCACCGCCAACACCACGCCUGCAAUGAACCACCACAAUGUUGUGCUGUGGCCUAUGUCACGUGGGCCGUCGACACCCAGUGAGUGAUGCUGUGUGCGUGCAAAUGGAAGUGUUUCUAUGUACUAGACACUGGUCAAUCAGUCCACCUUUUUAUAGCAGAAUUGUCUAUUUACCCAGUUUUGUCCGUUUCGUUGCCCGUCCCCAGUCCUUCAUGGAAAGCUAACCUGGUUUUGAGCCCACUUUUCUUUUGUUGUAAUUUUCGUAGCGUUUUUCUGUGCUAGGAACAAUAACUUUAUUUUUGUGAUGGAAUAGAUGACACCAACGAGUAGAUGUGCAUUUUCAGGCAUAGCAACAUUUAGAAAUGAUGUAGACCCUGCCCUUACAAUGCUUUUUAUUUUCUUCUUUCCUCUAUUUUUUUAUAAUCAUGAGAGUGAUGCUAACUUCCUGCUUUUGAUGCGAUAGCGAUGUUCUUUUCUUUCAUGGCUGCUGCCCUUCUUGUUUUUUGUCUUCUAUUUAUAAUAAAGUUUUUUUAGAGAGCUACCUCCAGUAGAGGUAGUGCCUAGGUGUUAUGGCUCUUGCUGCAUUCUUACACGUACGCUUGUGUGCGUCUUAGAGUGGAUCUGCUGCAUCCGUUGUACAUAUUUUUAGUUGAAGUAUGGCUUUCCUUUAUUGAUGAGUUUAGUAAACGCAGUGUUCAGUGUACCGAUAUGUCACUUCUAAUUAUUUAGUCCAGUGUCACGUCAACAAAGAUAUUAACAGUUGUAUUGUGAA